GCAAAGUUUGGAGGGCAACAUUGGCUCAAUAAAAGUGUACAGUUGAACUGGGUAAAGCGUAAGUAUCACACUAAAUCAAGAUCUCUUUUCAAACUGAUGUAACAGCUGAUUUAUACGCGAUGAUGAAUGCACACAAUUAAUGCAAGGCAAGAACACGUUUCUGGUUUUAGAAACUACACAAACCUGUGAAGAUACCGAUCUUUUAAACUAAACUAUAUGAAUGCUGUACAUCGCUGACGCCAUUUAUCCAUAAACACUAGACAGGUCAUUCUCCCACGUCAGUCAGACGUCAGCAAUGGCUGCCACUGUGAGCGGGUUCACCCAGGUCAGGCACGAGCUAGAUGAGUUUGAUCUGGUUCUGGUCACGGCCCCAGACAUGCAUGGCGUUGCCAGAGGGCGUUUCAUUUUCAAAUCAAGUCUUAAAGGUUUUGUGAAAAAUGGUCUUGGAAUAGCUCAAGCUUCUCUCUUCUCUGGAGUCCAAUGUGAUAUUCCAAUGGUUUUGGUUGAAUACAGUCAGGAAGGAUGGGCUAGUGGAACUUUAAUUCCUGACAUUUCAACACUUAGACCUCUAUCAUAUCUUUCUUAUGGAGACAAAAAGGUUGGCCAACUGAUUUGUGAUUAUCAAAGCUUCACUGGGGAAAGAGAAAUCUCAAUGUCUCGUGAAAUGGCUCUGAAUCAACUACAAAACUUAAGAAAAUUAGGUUUAGACAUUUCUAUGGCUUUUGAAUUGGAAUUCAGCAUUUUCAAGAAAGGAACAUUGCUUCCUGUCUCCUUAAAUGAAAAUUUGGAUACACUAUUAAAUAAAUUGUUAACAACACUGUCUGAAAGUGGUAUCCCCGUGAUUUCUGUUGGUAGAGGGACUGAAGCUGGUAAACUGCAGAUUACAAUUGAAACUCAGAAAGGAAUUGAGGCCGCUGACAGCUUACAUCGCCUUAGAAACAUAUUGAGGUCUGUGUGUGUCAGUUCAGGAUAUGACAUCACAUACAUGACAAAACCAUUACCAGGUUUUACAAAGAACCGUUUUCAUUUCAUUAUGACUUUGUCUAAUGAACAUGAAAGCAACAUUUUAACAAAUUCAAACACUGAUGACAGUAUUGGAAAGUUAUCAGAAGUUGGCCAACAAUGGGCAGCAGGACUUCUCAACUACCAUUCAGCACUCACUGCCUUAUGCAGGCCAACAAUAAAUUGUUAUUCCUUUGGUACUGAAGAUACUGAAAUAUCAGCUUCAUGGACAUGCAAUGAAAAUCUAAAUACAGCCAGACUACAUAUUGGCUCUACAACUAAAGGUACAUGUAUAAGAGACUCUCUUCCAACAUCAGCCUGUAAUCCUUACAUUGCUCUGGGUGGACUACUUACUGCUGGCAUGGCAGGAAUCUCAAAUAAAAUGCUGCUACCACUUGAGAUGAGUGCAGAAGAAGAAGUACAGCAUUCACUUCCCGAGGCAUUAGAUUCUUUGGAGAAAGAUGCAGACUUUGUUAAUGCUUUGGGCUCAAAAUUUGUUCACAGAUACAUUGCUUUAAAAAGAGAAUAUGAAACUGAAAAGUUUAAAAAUAAAAAAGAUGAUGUUGAUUCAUUUGAACAUGAACGUAGUAUAUACUUGCAUUAUUUAUAGUGGCAGAUUUCUUAAUUGAUGAAUUUGAAAUGUUUUAUAUUUCAAUGCAAAAACAAUUUUUCCCAUUUAAAAGAGAAAUAUAAUUAUACAAAAGAAAACAAAAUCUGAAACUGCUACCCAUAGACCUAUAUAUUUAUGUACAUCAUAUAUAGGUCUGUGGUGCUACCCUAGUCAAGGUUGACUUUACCACUUCCCCAGUUCUUACAUAUUAUUAUUCGCAUGAGUUUUACUAGUCAUGGCAGUAACCAAUGAAAAAUCCAAUUUGAAAGAUCUAUCUUUGCAUUCAAGACUCAUUUUAGGUCUACCACCUAUAUCCAUGUAUCUGAGAAUAAAUUGGAUUUAAUAGAAUUUAAUUUUGUGAUAGUUUACAAAUAGUUAAACUAAUAACUGCUUUUAUUCUAUUUCCUUUUUUUUUAAUUUUUUUUUUAAAUAAUUGUAUUGAGUCAUAAGAGACAUAAAUAAUAGAAGGAUAAACUGAAAUAAUGUCUGUUGAUAUCAUCUUUGAGAAGAAUUGUAACCAACUCAGCUUAUAACCAAACUACAGUUACAUUUGUAACCAACUCAGCUUAUAACCAAACUACAGUUACAUUUGUAACCAAAUCAGCUUAUAACCAAACUACAGUUACAUUUGUAACCAAAUCAGCUUAUAACCAAACAACAGUUACAUUUGUAACCAAAUCAGCUUAUAACCAAACAACAGUUACAUUUGUAACCAAAUCAGCUUAUAACCAAACUACAGUUACAUUUGUAACUUUAUUUAAGGUUACUUGUCUUUGCCAUUCUUACAUAUGAGAACAAUCUAACCAAAUAAUAAUCAUUUUAAUGAUUUAAAAAAAAGUAUAAUGUAUAUGUUAACUAGUAGUUUAGUAAUAUUUUCUAUAUUAAAAAGUAAAGAAUGCUUUUAUUUUUGUUAUAUUCAUAGAGCUGUUAUAGAGAAGUUAAUUUAUUUAUUAAACAAUUAUUUGAACUCGAGUAAUAUUAAAUUUUCCAUGUCGUAAUCAAUUUUAAAAAUAUUUUUGACCAAUUUUGUUUUUUAUUUUCUAGUUGUAUAUUUUCAGAUUUUUUUUUUAUUGCUUUUUAAUGAAUGAACGUAUUGUAAAAAAAACAAACCCACAUCUUUUACCAGUAUGGAGACAACAAAAAAAUAUUUAUAUGUAUCCUUUAUUGUUAAAUAAAAAUUCUACUAUUAUUUUUCUUCAA
Biomphalaria glabrata is the source of this 2812-nucleotide messenger RNA. Its product is annotated as lengsin-like. NCBI's taxonomy places the organism in Eukaryota, Metazoa, Mollusca, Gastropoda, Planorbidae. The coding region runs from base 296 to 1612 and encodes 438 amino acids. The transcript is spliced from 10 exons. Gene Ontology annotation, cellular component: cytoplasm; membrane. The record is from RefSeq and is a predicted model, not a curated record. Gene Ontology annotation, molecular function: glutamine synthetase activity.